This is a messenger RNA of Anolis sagrei ordinatus, 6407 nucleotides long. Lineage: Eukaryota; Metazoa; Chordata; Lepidosauria; Squamata; Anolidae. The record is from RefSeq and is a predicted model, not a curated record.
GCCCCAUUUGUGCCAAGGAGUCCGUCCUGGAAGAAGUGGGUCCAAAGGAGAUGGGUACCAUUGAGUUGCCAAAGACCGCCAUGAAGUUGGCAAUGAACAAAAAGCAGGAAUUCCAGGUGCGGGUGCGAAUCCUGGAAUGCCGGCAACUGCAGGAAAACAACAUCAAGCCAGUGGUGAAGGUGUACAUCGGGGACCACGUCUUCCGGACACGAAUCAAAGCUGGGAAUAACCCUUUCUACAACGAGAUAUUUGUCAAGAACUUUAAGGACAUGCCUCUUCGACUCUUUGAUCAAUUCAUUACCAUACAGGUCCUGAACUCCAGAGCCAUAAGAGCGGAUUCACUCAUUGGAGUAUUCAAGAUUGAGAUGGGACUUGUGUACAAUUCCCCAGGCCAUGCGUUGCUCUCCAGGUGGUUGACUCUCUAUGAUCCCAACAACCUCAAUGCUGGACUAAGGGGCUACGUGAAAGUCAACCUUUGCGUCUUAGGACCUGGUGAUCGUGUGCCGGACACAGACUUUGUGGCUGAGAAGGGUGAUACAGAAGCCAUGCUUUUACGGCCAGCAGCCAUGCCGUCCGGCCGCUUGGUCACCCUCCAGCUUUACGUCUUCCAAGCCCAAGAUAUGCCUCAAAUGAAUGAAGACCUUGUGAAUUAUGGCAGAGCGGAAGACCCCACUGGAACCUCUGUAGACUCCUGUCUGGAAGUCAAUUUUGCAGGAAAAGUGCUCAGUACCAGCAUCGUGUUUGGAGAUGCCAACCCCAUCUGGAACCAGCGGAUGUCCUUUCCCAUGCUGAUGCCAUCCAUAUGUGACCUCAUAAAACUGUCCGCUAUUGAUGGGGAUAGAAGUGGAGAUGGGCAAAUUCUAGGGUUCGCCUUUCUGAGCCUCUCCCAGAUCUCUUGCAGCGGAACUGAAAUUGAGAACAAAAAGGACUUCUCAGGCUUCCAGCCAUGUUUUGGGCCAAGUUUUCUCACCUUGUAUGGGAACCCAAAGGAGUUUGUGGCCGAAGGAGAUGCUUUAGAGAACUUCAGCGUUGGGGCGGAGGAAGGGAUUGCUUACCGAGGAAGAGUUCUUGUGGAGCUGAGCAUCAAAACGGAGAAGCUUGUUGUUCCCAAAAUCGAAAACAUACCCGAAGAGUCAGUUAAAAGGAUUGAGCGCUUCUUGCCCCAGGUCCGGUACGGGCUGUGUGUCGUCUUUUACUCCGCCACCAUGUUGGCCGACAUCAAGGAACAAAUCCAAUUCGAGGUCAGCAUUGGGAACUACGGCAACAAAUUUGACGGGACAUGCAAACCCUUUGCCUCCACCACUCAGUACUGCCAUGCCGUGUUCGAUGGUAACCGCUAUUAUUACCUGCCAUGGUAUGACACCAAGCCCAUGGUGGCCAUCACGUCAUUUUGGGAGGAUGUUGGUCACCGAAUGGCUUGUAUGAACGCCAUGCAAUUCAUUCAUACAAGACUGAAGAAGAACACGGAUGCUCUCAAAGCCAUCCGCGUUCCCAAUGACUCCCUUGUGGAGGUUGCUUGGAAGAGGCUCCAGAAAGAGCUGGUGGAAGAUUGCAAACGACCACUUCCCAGCACAGGAGGCAAAGCGCCAGCCACUUUUCUCGACCUGCAGCUUCGGAAACUGCGCAUUCGGCUCCUCCACCAAGUCAGCAAGGCGGCUGACAAGACAAGUUGGAAGAAUCCAUUGAAGAAACUCAUCAGCAAAGCAGAGACCUGGCUGAGCAGGAUUGCUGUGGCCGCCACAGAGACCCAAAUCUGCAUCCCGGACGUGUUGAUUUGGAUGCUGUGUGAUGAUAACAGGGUGGCCUAUGCACGGGUGAAGUCACAUUCCAUCCUGUUCUCCAAAGCCAGUGCUCAGGCCAGAGGAAGAUUGUGUGGCAAGACCCAGACUGUCUUCAUGCAGGGUCCACAAACCAAAGAAAAACCCAAUCCCGUCCCUGCUGUGCUCCGGGUGCGAAUGUGGCUCGGCCAAAUGACUGACAGCGCCGAGUUUAUGAAAUGCUGCGAAAGCCCCAUCCUUGUCUAUGCUGAGACGUAUGAGAACCAAAAGAAGACCCAUGGCAUUUGGGGGACCAGGGACUUGUUGCCCCAUCCCAACUUUUCGGAUGUCACUGGACAAAUCAGUCUCCCUAGAGACAAGUUCCAGCCACCACUCGGUUGGAAGUGGGAUGGAGAAUGGGCUGUGGAGCCCCAAAGAAGAUUGUUGUUGGACAAAGAGACAAAUCUCUCUGAAGUGUUGGUGGAGGUCUAUGAAAACCAAAGUCGGGAGCCCAGGCAGCCGUGGAGCCCGGCCUCCAUCCCAUUCAGUAACGCAAGUGGGAUUCCUUUGCCCCCAAAAGAAGAUAUUGAGUGCCCCAAAGGAUGGAGCUUUGUGGAAGAGUGGAAAGUGGAGCUGAACCGGGCCGUGGAUGAUGCCGGGUGGGAAUAUGGGGUUGGUAUCCCACCAGCCGAGUUUCCUCGCACCUGGAACAUGACUGAAAAGACCUACCACACUCACCGGCGUCGGCGCUGGCUCCGCAAACGCUGCCGAGACUUGAACAAAGAGACGCAGGAGAACAAAAUGAUGGCUUUCCUUCGGCUGCACUCAGAUACCAAGGUGAAACCGGAAACAUGGGAAUAUGCACCCUUGGUGGGUUGGCGGUUCCACCUGCAGCAGCUUCCUGGUGACGUGUUUCGGCGGAGAUGUUGGCGAAGGAAACUCGUCCCUGUAGCACCCAGCCAUGGGGCCCCUAUCUUCCACUUGGAGGGCUCACUGGGUGUGGAAGUAGAGGAGGAAGGGAAAAAGAGAAAAGGGGAAGCCGAGAAGAAAGACGAGAAGAAAGAGGGGAAAGAAGUUGAGAAACAGCCCUCUCAGAGCCUCUUGAAGAUGAACACGCCUCUCCUUUACUGCAUUUUCAAAAGUCCUGUCUAUUUCCAGUUACGGUGCUACAUUUACCAAGCACGGGAUCUUGUAGGAGCUUCCACCAAGAGCUCUGCAGAUCCAGUGGCCCACAUUUCCUUCGUUCACACAAGUCAAUGCACCAAGACUGUCCAUGGCACGCUGCAUCCAUUAUGGGACCAGACUCUCAUCUUUGACAACAUCUUGAUCUAUGGAGAUCCGCGGGCAACCGAGGAGGAUCCACCAGUGGUGGCCGUUGAAAUCGUGGAUGCCGACCCUACGGGCCGUUCUGAGCAUUUCAUAGGGAGGUGUCUGAGUAUUCCCAGGGUGUAUUUGGACCUCAGUUUGCGGAGAAUGCCCCGUCUGCAGAAGCUUCGGAUCACAAAGGAACAGACAGAGGCUGGUGAGCUCUUGGCUGCUUUUGAGCUUCUGUUGGACAAGAAGGAUGGGUCCCUGGGAAAACACCCUCCUCCUGCCUGGAAGGAUGGCCUAUACACCAUUCCCAAAGAGAUCCGUCCCAUCCUGAGACUGAUGGCUGUUGAGAUCCUGGCCUGGGGCUUGCGAGACAUGAAAAACUACAAUCUCCUGGUCAUCAACAACCCAAGCCUCAUUGUCGAAUGUGGAAUGGAAAGUCUUCAAACCCCAAUAAUCAAGAACUUCCAGGAGAACCCCAACUUUCCCAUUAACAUUUAUCUCAUGAAAGUGUACCUGCCUGUGGAUGAAGACUAUGCACCUCCCAUUGAGCUGAAGGUGAUCGACCACAGAGAGUUUGGAUUUAAGCCGGUGGUGGGCCACGUCAGUGUGCAGCCCCUGCGCCAGUACUACUGUGACCCCUGGGCAGAAAAGAAGGUCCACAAUCUACCUCUCAGAGGUAUCAACUACCUUAUAACUUCCCUAUUAGGCCUUAAAGGGGGAUUCAGUCAAGAUUUCUUGAUAGGGCUUGAAUUAGGACUGAAGUUUUUCUUCAAGCCAUGGUUAUGGAAGAAGCGCAAAGAAGAGAGGUACAUAGAAGAUGAGGAAGAGGAGGAAGUGGACUGGUGGAGCAAGUUCUACGUCACAACGGGCGACUUGGCAAAGAGUGGGAACUACCUAAAGUGGGGCUUUGAUACGGUGAAGAUCUACAACUGUGAACUUGAAGAAGUACCAGAGUUUCAAGGCUUCCAGGAUUUCUGCCAGACCUUCAUACUGUAUCGAGAAACGGUCACAGUUGAGGACCCCGUAAUUGGAGGAGAAUUCAAGGGUCUCUUCCGAAUCUAUCCCAUAUCAGAAGACCCCAACAUCCCGCCGCCUCCGCGCCAGUUCCAGGAGCUUCCCCAAAACGUGUGCCAGAUGUGCCUAGUUCGGGUCUAUAUCAUCCGAGCCCUUAACCUCCAGCCGAAGGACAGAAACGGCCUGUGUGAUCCCUAUGUCUGGAUCAAGAUUGGGAAGAAGAACGUUGGUGAAAGAAAUGAUUAUAUCCCCAACACCUUGGAGCCUGUCUUUGGGAGGAUGUAUGAACUCAUGUGCUGCAUCCCAUUAGAGAAGGACUUGAAGGUCUGCCUUUUCGACUUUGAUGUCUUCCCGCCAGACGACGCCAUUGGAGAAACCACCAUCGACUUGGAAAACCGUCUCUACUCUCGCUUCGGGGCCAACUGUGGGCUGCCCCAGACCUUCUGUGUGGCCGGUCCCACUCAGUGGAGAGACCAGCUUCUCCCCACGGAGCUCCUAGCCAAUUAUACACGAACCAAAGACUUGCCUCCGGCAGAGAUAACCGAAGAUGGGAGCGAAGCCAUUUUCUUGGGCAGGACCUACCAGCUGGCUGACUUUGAGACCCAGCCGCCUUUGCAUGACUACCUGGGGCCUGCCAAAGAGCGCCUUGCCCUCUAUCUGCUCCGUACCUGUGGACUGGUGCCGGAACACAUUGAGACGCGCACCCUUUACAGUGCAGCCCAUCCAGGGAUCGACCAGGGCAAGGUGCAGAUGUGGGUGGACAUCUUCCCAGAGAGCUUAGGUGAGCCAGGACCUCCUUUUGAUAUCAUCCCAAGGCAGCCAAAUAAGUAUGAACUGCGUGUCAUCAUCUGGAACACCAAAGACGUGGACUUGGAAGACACCAAUAUUUUUGGAGACAGGAUGAGUGAUAUUUAUGUCAAAGGGUGGCUGGAUGGCUUGGAAGAGGACAUGCAGAAGACAGAUGUCCAUUACAGGUCUCUAUCGGGAGAAGGCAACUUCAACUGGCGCUUUGUCUUCCACAUGGAUUACCUUCCCAUGGAGCAGGUCUUGGUCCUCAGCAAGAAGCAACACUUUUGGAGCCUGGAUGAGACCAUGGAGAAAGUGCCACCCAAGUUGAUCAUCCAGAUCUGGGACAACGACAAAUUUUCAGUGGAUGAUUUUUUAGGCAUCCUGGAGCUGAACUUGACCAACAUGCCUCGACCGGCCAAACGGCCCCGGGACUGUACCAUCAAAAUGCUGAUGGAGGAUGCCGCUCCCUCCUCCAAGCCUUUUUUGAAGCGCAAGAAACAGCAACACAUUUCCAUAUUCACUCAGAGGAACACAAGGGGCUGGUGGCCCUGCAUCAUCAUCGAGAAGGACAAACCACGCGUUUCGGGCAAAGUGGAAAUGACUCUGGAAUUGCUGACCGAGUUUGAGGCUGAAGAACGACCAGCUGGCAGAGGAAGAGAAGAGCCAAACAUGAAUCCAGUCCUGACUCCACCAGAGAGGCCAGAGACCUCUUUCCUGUGGUUCACCGCCCCCUUGAAGAGCGUACACUUCCUCAUCUGGCAGAAAAGCAAGUGGAAACUCCUCAUUUUCUUUUGCUGCAUCUUGGUGUUCUUCCUUUUCGCUUCCUUCAUCUAUUCAGCUCCCGGCUACUUGGCAAUGAAGCUGAUUCAGCCCAUGUCAGGCACAAGCAAAGUUGAAGUAAAACUGGCACCCAACUAUCUGCCACCAUCAGCUGCCCCACAAGUGCCACCUGCUCCCAUCGAGACAACAACAGCCCAGCAACCACCACAAGCUCCCCCAGAAACAACAUCGCCAAAGCCAGCUCACAGGAAGCAGCCAGGAACCCGGAGGAAACAGCCACCGGCUUCCAAGAAACCACCACGGGCUUCCAAGAAACCGCCACCAGCUUUCAGGAAGCAGCCUCCAGCUUCCAAGAAGCCACGACCAACUUCCAAGAAGCCACGACCAACUUCCAAGAAGUCUCCAUCGGUUUCCAAGAAACCUCCUCAAGCUCCCAAGAAGCCAUUAACUCCCAAGAGGAAACGGCCCACAUCCAAGAAAAGCCACCAAUCCCCACCAAAAGCCAAACCUCUUCCCUCCCCGUAGCAGAUGCCAGUAACUUUACCAAUACUGUUGGUCUGAUUUAUCCUGGAGUGAUGUCUCCCACCUCCUGUUUUGGUUUCCCAGUAACUUGCAGAAAAGGGAUCCAGCUGGUCUUCAAUGGUGCCUCCUUUCAAAUCUCCUUGCCUUCCAGCCAUGAUUGAUGUCUUCAGAUUGCAACUAUAGGAUUAUGGCAUUCUAGACAAAGCUGGAUAAGUGGGAACAAUCAGCCAA